Molecule: messenger RNA, 1262 nt
Organism: Mus musculus (house mouse)
Lineage: Eukaryota; Metazoa; Chordata; Mammalia; Rodentia; Muridae
Gene: Nts
Product: neurotensin
Exons: 4
Coding region: 295-687 (130 amino acids)
Biological process (GO): neuropeptide signaling pathway
Cellular component (GO): extracellular region; transport vesicle
Molecular function (GO): receptor ligand activity; neuropeptide receptor binding; neuropeptide hormone activity
Source: RefSeq, a predicted model, not a curated record
ACAGUUCACUCACUUUGAAAGCCAGCUGAAGGCAAGAGGAAGCACCGAGAGAGAGCUAGCUCCUUCAGUGUCUGAGUGUGUGGACCUGCUUGUCAGAAGGCUGAGAGAAGAUGAGAGGAAUGAAUCUCCAGCUGGUGUGCCUGACUCUCCUGGCUUUCAGCUCCUGGAGUCUGUGCUCAGGUAAGCUCAACUGCAUCUCACAACUCCCUGAAGUGAGGGAUUUCUCUCGCAGUCUGCUGCUACUCAGAUUCAGAAGAAGAUGUGAGAGCCCUGGAGGCAGAUCUAUUGACAAACAUGCAUACAUCCAAGAUCAGCAAAGCAAGUCCUCCGUCUUGGAAAAUGACCUUGCUAAAUGUUUGCAGCCUCAUAAAUAACGUGAACAGCCCGGCCGAGGAAGCAGGAGACAUGCAUGAUGACGACCUUGUUGGCAAAAGGAAACUUCCCCUUGUUCUGGAUGGUUUUAGCUUGGAAGCAAUGCUGACCAUCUUCCAGCUCCAGAAAAUCUGCCGCAGCAGGGCCUUUCAACACUGGGAGAUAAUCCAGGAAGAUAUCCUUGAUAACGUCAAUGAUAAAAACGAGAAGGAAGAAGUGAUAAAGAGAAAAAUCCCUUAUAUUCUGAAAAGGCAGCUGUAUGAAAAUAAACCCAGAAGGCCCUACAUUCUCAAGAGGGGUUCCUACUACUACUGAGAAGCUAAUUCUUGACCUGUGAUUGUGAUUGAUUACCUGAUAUCUAGAUAUAUAAUUAUAUGUGUGAAUAAAUGUGACAGAACUUGAUUAUUUCAUCUUUUCCCACAAUUGUGCUUUAUUGGAUGUGAUGUUUCUUGCAUUCAUGUAAAUUGGAUGCAAUGUUUUCAAAUAAAUGUAGAUCUUGAGCAUGAUGUGUUCUGUAUAAUUUUAAUAGAUAAUAAUCAUAAAAUAUGUAGAACAUUUUGUCAAUUUGCAAGAUAAGUUAUGGGUCACAUGAACAGUCAUGGCAUUUAGCACGUUAUAGGAAAUUAUAAGAGAUUAUAACCAAAUGGAGCGUUAUUAACCCAAAGCAGAACAAUGGUGCCAAUUUGAUUAUUAACUUAAAAAAAUAUACACUGCUUCCCAUAAACUGCUAGUUCAUCUCUCGGUACAAAGGAGUUACUAUCAUAUAAAGACUCAUCUGAAAGAAUUGUUAAUGAAACCUCAUUCUUUAUGUUUAUCUCAGUGUCUCUUUACAUGGAUAUUUUGCCUGUCAAAUGAAUUGAUAGCUAAUAAAAGUCAACAAGCCAUCAGAA